UUAUUAAUUAUUCUCCAUAAAAUUUUGAAUUGCAAGAUGACCACACUUGAGAAUCUGGAGGAACAAAUAAAAGUUCAAGGAGAAUUAGUGAGAAAAUUAAAAGCUGCAAAGGAAGACAAGGAAAGGUAAUUUUUCGAAUUGUUGGUACCAGUUGGAAUUAUGGUUUUUAAGUUGAUAUUCAAAUGUAUUCAUGCACAAACUUAUCAUAGGCUUUGUUUUCCUAAAUCGAUAUUAAGGAAAUUGUCUUGGCAGGUGAAGAUUCAAGAAGAAAUAACCAAACUCCUUGAGUUGAAAGCUCAAAUUAGUGACCCUAAAAAUGCUCGCCAAAAAUUCACUAUCAAAACCCCCAAAGGGAGUAGAGAUUUCAGUCCAGAACAGAUGGCAUUGCGGUCAUAUGUACUUGGCAGAGUAGAAUACAUUUUUGAAAAGAAUGGUGCUAAAACAAUUGAUACCCCCCUGUUUGAGUUCAAGGAAGUCUUAACUGAAAAAUAUGGAGAAGAUUCAAAAUUGAUAUAUGAUCUAGAAGAAUAUGAUGGGGAGGUAUUAUCUCUGCGUUAUGAUUUAACUGUUCCCCUAGCAAGAUACUUAGGAAAGAACAAAAUUAAGAAUUUCAAACGUUACCAAAUAGCUCCUGUGUAUAGAAGAGAUAAUCCAUCAAUUGCAAGAGGAAGGUUCAGGGAAUUUUAUCAAUGUGACUUAGAUAUAGCAGGUAUUUAUGAACCAAUGAAGCCAGAUGCAGAAUGCAUCAAGAUUGUUUAUGAAAUAUUGACUGACUUGGACUUGAAACCAUUUGUCAUCAAAAUAAAUCAUAGAUCACUAUUGGAUGGCAUGUUGGAAGUUUGUGGUGUACCAGCCAAUAAAUUCAGGUCUAUCUGUUCAGCAGUGGAUAAGCUUGAUAAGUCACCUUGGUUGGAAGUUAAGAAGGAAAUGAUUGAGGAAAAAGGUCUCACAGAAGAUGUAGUCGACAAAAUUGGUGAAUAUGUUCGUUUGAAUGGAGGCGUGCAACUAGUAGAUGAACUGUUACAAAAUCAAGAGUUGAUAAAGAGUAAAUCAGCUGUGAGUGGACUUGAAGCUAUAAAAGUUUUGUUGAAGUAUUGUGAGUCACAAGGCACUUUGGAUUCUGUCUCUUUUGAUCUUAGCCUAGCGAGAGGACUGGAUUAUUAUACAGGAGUUAUUUAUGAAGCAGUAUUAUCAACCAAAGAUUCUGGAGACAAUGAUGAACUAACAGUAGGAUCAGUAGCGGGCGGUGGAAGAUAUGAUAAUUUGGUUGGCAUGUUUAAUUCUGAAAAUGAAACUGUACCAUGUGUUGGUGUUUCAAUUGGAAUAGAAAGAAUUUUUACUGUUCUUGAGGCCAAAUUUGCUGCCUCCAAUCAAAAGAAAAGAACAACUGAAGUGGGAGUGUAUAUAGCCACAGCACAAAAAAAUCUUUUUUCAGAGAAGAUAAAAUUGUGCAAGGAAUUGAGUACAGAAGAUUUUAAGAUUGGAUUUUCGUACAAAAAAAAUCCUAAAUUAUUAGCUCAGUUGCAGCAUUGUGAGGAACAAGAGAUUCCUUAUGCUAUUAUUUUGGGGGAAUCUGAAUUACAAAGGGGGAUAGUCAAGUUAAGAAAAGUUUCUACUCGAGAAGAAGUAGAAGUUUCUAGAGACUGUUUAUCUGAAGAAUUGAGGAAGAGACUACAGAUAACUGAUAUGAUGGUGGAAGAAAACACCAAGUUGGAAGAAAUGAGAGCUCUUUUGAAGGACUGUCGAAUUGCUCCCAGUGAAUUUUCUGGUAAUACCCCCAAAGGAACGAUAGAUUUUUCUCAAGAACAAAUGGCGCUUAGAAAAUACGUUCUAAGGACUAUUUCUUCCCAUCUCAAAAAGCAUGGUGCAGAAACAAUCAGUACUCCUGUUUUUGAGUUAAAGGAGGUUCUUAAAGACAAAUAUGGUCCAAAUUAUGAAAUUAUUUACGAUUUGAAGGAUCAAGGUGGAGAAAAAUUAUCUCUUCGAUAUGAUUUGACUGUACCAUUUGCUAGAUAUUUAGCAAUGAAUAAGAAAAUGAGUAUGAUAUGUUGCCAAAUUGCGAAGGUUUAUAGGAGAGAUAAACCUUCCAUAGAAAAAGGAGUUUUUAGGGAAUUUUAUCAGGCUGAUUUCGACAUUGCUGGCUCCUAUGAUUCAAUGAUACCUGAGUCCCAUUGUAUCUGGAUUAUGUAUGAUAUACUCAAUUCAUUCAAAAUCCCAGAUUUCGUCAUAAAAAUAAACCACCGUGCUCUCCUGGAUGCUGUUUUACUGAUGUGCGGAGUUCCAGCUGAUCAACUGAAAAAUAUUUGUUCCACUUUGGAAAAACUCGACAAGUUACCUUGGCCCAAGAUUAAGGAGGAAAUUGUGGAAAAAGGAAUACCAGAAGAUGUAGCCCACGAAAUGGGUAAAUACGUUACUCAAUACGGUGGUAGGAAUUUAGUGAGCCAUCUUCUGCAAAAUGAGGAAUUGGUAAAAAAUAAGGCCGCUUCAGAAGCACUCAAAGAUAUUGAACUUCUACUAGAAUAUUGUGAUUUAUUUGGAACCUCACAUGUAAUGUGUUUUGAUCUUGGAUUCACCAGGGGACUGGAUUACUACACAGGCAUCGUAUUUGAAGCGGUGUUCAUUGGAGAAGAUUAUAAUGUAAAAGAUGAAAAUUCAGUUGGCUCAUUGGCGGGAGGUGGUAGAUAUGAUAAUUUAGUUGGUACAUUUGACUCCAAAAGUAAGAGUGUACCUUGUGUUGGAUUUUCAAUUGGAGUAGACAGAAUUUUCUCUGUUCUCGAAAAUGAACUUGCGGCAUCCAAGAAGAACAUUUUUAUAUCAACAGUAGAAGCAAAUUUAGAUGGGGAAGCAAAGACGCUAUACAACGAAUUAGUUGAUCAGGGUUUCAAGGUUGAUCAUUUCCAACACAGUGAGAAGACAGACAUUUCCUCUGGUAUUAUAUUGUGUGUAUCAGAAAUACAGAAAGGUGUAGUUAAAUUGAAAGAAGUUUCCACCGGCGUAGAAAUAGAACUCUCUAGGGACCGUGUUAUUGAAGAGUUAAGAAACAGAGUACCAAACUCCUCAUGAGAUUAACAUGAUUUUCUUCAUUUCAUCAAAAUGUACCAUUGCACCAUUUAUUUCAUUGAUACUUCACAGUUCCUUCAAUAUGUAUAAGAAAUAAAAGAAUAAAUAUUCUAAUUUGUAUUUAUAAUUA
Coccinella septempunctata (seven-spotted ladybird) is the source of this 3190-nucleotide messenger RNA. Its product is annotated as histidine--tRNA ligase. Gene Ontology annotation, cellular component: mitochondrion. The record is from RefSeq and is a predicted model, not a curated record. Gene Ontology annotation, biological process: histidyl-tRNA aminoacylation; mitochondrial translation. The coding region runs from base 160 to 3063 and encodes 967 amino acids. Gene Ontology annotation, molecular function: histidine-tRNA ligase activity; ATP binding. The transcript has 14 exons. Lineage: Eukaryota; Metazoa; Arthropoda; Insecta; Coleoptera; Coccinellidae.